AAAAACAAAUCAAAUCAAAAUCACAGCCAUGGCUGAGCUGACACGAGUUUUCGUCUACGGUACUCUGAAGCAGGGCUUUCCAAAUCAUAAGCUUUUAUCGAAACUGAGUAAAUCCCAGAUCGUCAAGUUUAUAAGUAACGCCGAAACGGUGGAGAAAUACCCAUUGGUAACUGCAACGCAAGCUGGCAUCCCAUUUCUUUUGGAUUAUGCCGGGAGGGGAAAGCAUAUACUUGGUGAGGUAUAUGAAGUAUGUGAUCACACACUGGCUAAUCUUGAUGAUCUUGAAGAUGAAGGGGUGCUCUAUGAUAGAAAAAAGAUUCAAGUUGCCCUUACAGAUUCAAAUUUCAACCAGCAGCACAUAGAUGCUUUUGCAUAUGUGAUCACAAAUGGUAACAGCAAUCUUCUCAACUUUGAAUUUCUUUCAAAUUUCACCCAUGAGAUUGCUAAACAUUAUUGUCCAAAAACAGAUAGGACCAUCAUUUACCAAGACAUUCUGAAAGAAGUGAAGGGUCAGUAGGAUUAUACUCUGAAUUUCAGUUAGAAAUUCAAUUUUAUACCCAGUUUUCUAUAGUGCAUCUGAAGUAUAGUGCAUUGAUUCAAUUUAGUGUAGUUUUUCAAACAUAUAUUUUAUCAAGCCAGG
Rhopilema esculentum is the source of this 640-nucleotide messenger RNA. Its product is annotated as putative gamma-glutamylcyclotransferase CG2811. The record is from RefSeq and is a predicted model, not a curated record. Gene Ontology annotation, molecular function: gamma-glutamylaminecyclotransferase activity. Gene Ontology annotation, cellular component: cytosol. NCBI's taxonomy places the organism in Eukaryota, Metazoa, Cnidaria, Scyphozoa, Rhizostomeae, Rhizostomatidae.